Messenger RNA from Aspergillus eucalypticola CBS 122712, 717 nucleotides. RefSeq lists its product as uncharacterized. NCBI's taxonomy places the organism in Eukaryota, Fungi, Ascomycota, Eurotiomycetes, Eurotiales, Aspergillaceae. The coding region runs from base 1 to 717 and encodes 238 amino acids. The transcript is spliced from 3 exons. The record is from RefSeq and is a predicted model, not a curated record.
AUGUCCGCAACUGAACACCUUGACGCCGCCAACUUGGCCGUCUAUGCUCUCUUCUCUCUCCCAGCAAUCUACUGUCUUGUCGUGCAUGACAAACAUGGCCUCGUCGGCUGGGCUUACGUUCUCGCCAUGUGUGGUCUGCGCAUAGCCGGCAGCGCAAUGUCCCUCAACGCUAUCCACCAUGACCAAGUCAACACAACAGCUGCGAUCCUCAACGGCAUUGGCCUAUCCCCUCUUCUUAUGGCUGCUAUGGGUCUGCUCCAUGAAGCAAACCAUUCCAUCCACCGCUUUCUCCCUCCUUUCCUAGAACUCUGGGGAUUCCUCAUCACACACAUGGUUGUCGCUGGUGGUAUCGGUCUUGCCGCAGCUAGUAGUGGAAACGAGACACUUCUUCGCGUUGGGAUGGUUGUCUUUGCGACAGGAUGGACCUUGGUAGCUGUUCUGAUUUGGUUCUCAUACGGGGCUAAUGCCCAUAGCCGUCGACUGGGAGAGGAGAGACAGUCACAGCUUCUCUCCGCUAUCACUGUCGCCAUGCCUUUGAUCGGUGUUCGCAUCAUCUACGCCAUUGUAACCGCGUUUACCAGUUCCAAUCUCGAGGGUGGCAGUCUGGCCGUGCGGGUCAUCUUCGGUACCAUUCCGGAGUACCUCGUCUUGCUCAUCUACGUGGGAGUCGGUAUCGUCACUCGCAACCUGGCACGCAAUCGUGUCGAAUACAUCUAG